CAUAGUUCACUACUUCACUUACUUAUCACUUUCUUACAUGAUCUUGUUCAUUUUCUAAUAAAUCAAUUGAAUAUAAAUGUUUCAUACUUAUUUAACACUUGAACCACUCAGCACAUAAUUCAUGAUACUACGUUACAUGUUUCUAUGGAAACCUUCUGUAUCCAGUUGUCCUCGCGUUUUGGUUAGCUCGAUCUUGUCCAAUUAUUUUUAUUGAAAAGUAUUUAAAGUAUGGAUCAGAUAAUAGAUCAUAAUAAGCUCGGUGAAAAGAUAGCAGAAGGUAAACAAAUCAUGGACAACUUAAUGGUAGAUAAACAUGUAACUGAGGAAGAAUUUCAGAACUUUAUGCGUCGCGUUACCGAAGUCGAAAAAGUUGUGAAAAAGUUGGCGUCUGCCGAUCCUGAAGAACAGAAGCACGGAGAAAUAUUGGCCGAUGAAAUUUUGGGAAACCGGUUGGAAAAAGAUAUAUGCGAGGAUACCGAGUUAAAAAUAAGAAUUAAUCGUACAGUGAUUAACAAAUGUUCGGUCAAUGAAAAUUCAACUCAGGAACAAAUGUGUAAAGGUAAAGCGUUUAUGAAAAGCGUGGAGAAAGAUGCGAAAGAAAGAGCAGAGAACCGGAAAAUUAGAAACGAACGAGCGGAAACGUUGAAAACAAUCGGUAAUGGAGCAUUUAAGGAGAAAAACUACGAAAAAGCGGUAACAUACUAUAGUAAAGCACUGGAGCAACGAAAAGAUUCGACCGUGUUAUGGAAUAAUAGGGCUCUAUCGUAUAUUCAGCUUGGAUUAUUCGAAAGAGCUUUAGCCGACUGCGAAUGGGCGCUAAAAGUUAAUAAUACAAACUUGAAAGCCCUCUUAAAUAGCGCAAAGUGUUAUAAACAACUUGGAGACGAAAUCAAAUAUAAAGAAUACAUUCAGUUAGCAAAAGAAAGAAAUCCACACUUCAACAAAUUUAUUAAUGAAUUUGAAGAAAGUAUGGACAUGCGCGUUAAUUAUCAAGCCUGAUCUAGUAAUAGCAUUUGAUAGUAAACAAUAGAAAUAUUUCUUGUAUAGCGUGAAUAUUUCUUUUGUAAUAACCUAAAAUGCAUUUGACUGGUAUCAAGACGGAUCUAUUUUUGUUGCAUAACCUUCUUUAAUCUCUGAGA
Molecule: messenger RNA, 1139 nt
Organism: Bombus impatiens (common eastern bumble bee)
Lineage: Eukaryota; Metazoa; Arthropoda; Insecta; Hymenoptera; Apidae
Product: tetratricopeptide repeat protein 12-like
Exons: 4
Coding region: 229-999 (256 amino acids)
Molecular function (GO): protein binding
Source: RefSeq, a predicted model, not a curated record